AUGGGUCAUCUAACAACUGAACAGAAAGAGUUUUACAAGAAGAAUGGUUACGUUGUAGUAAAGAAUGUAUUGUCUGAAGAGGAGUUGAAUGAGAUUUCUAAAGAGUAUGAUGAACUGUUCGCACGGAAGAACCAGGAGAAGAUGGAAAGCUCGUGGGCGGGAAGUGACGCAAAUGAUAGGAAAACUGAUAGUAAUUACACGGUAAAAGGCAUUCACAACUUGCAAUACCACCAUGCAGUCUUUGCUUCAUUUCUGUACAAUAAGAAACUCCUAGACGCUUUGGAAGACAUAAUGGAAACGAACAAUAUCGUGCUGCAUCACACCAAGGCUCAUCUCAAACCUCCUGAAAAAGGAGCUGCUUAUCCGAUGCACCAGGAUUACCACUAUUUUCCGUAUGAAAAAGAUUCGAUGGUUGCGGCCUUUCUUCAUUUGGAUGCGUCUGGACCAAAUAAUGGAGGUCUGUGCGUUUACCCAGGGUCGCAUAAAUUGGGACCACAGGAAGAUGUUGGGGCUAAAGAAUCUAACUUCCAUUAUGUCGACCAGUUGAAAUUUCCUGUAGAUGGCGCUACUGCGGUGCUAGCAGACCGUGGCGAUGUAGUCAUAUUCUCUUAUCUCUUGAUCCACGGUAGUCCAGCCAACGUAUCAACAAGACCUCGCAGAAUGCUACUACUGCAAGUGGCAGCUGCCGACGACAAUCCAUUGGGUGAUCAACCCGUGAGACCUGGGCAAGGAUGGCUGCUUAGGGGAGUAAACAUUAACAGAGAUGCUAGUAUUUCCAAAAGAUUUUAUAACUAA
Molecule: messenger RNA, 795 nt
Organism: Arctia plantaginis
Lineage: Eukaryota; Metazoa; Arthropoda; Insecta; Lepidoptera; Erebidae
Source: the annotation of a GenBank genome assembly